GUAAUAAUGUAAAACAAUGAACGGACAAAAAGAAGAUAAAACCUAAACAUGAACAACAACAUUGUGUAAGAUUUCGAAUUCCCCAACACUGGAGGAAGAACAAGCUACGAACGAGUAUUGCACUUUGAGUGCUGUUUCCAAUCUCAGAGAACAAACAGAUUUGAAUCAUUAUUUAGCAUUUUUCUUGAAUUAGUUGAUCAACCAUGAUUGGAAAUGGUGGCACUGUAUCCCAAGGUUCUGUCUUGUGUUAUGCUUGUCAAAUGCCUGCUAAGGUUGCUGUCUCAAGUAUCCGGAGUUUUUGGGGACAUAGUUUAGAAAAUAAGCCAAAAGGAAUGGCAUUCACAGACAUGUCUUCUGCAUCGAGUCUACUUUUAAGCGGGGGUCAAAAUCUUCGUUUUCGUACUAUCCCCAUGUUACCGAGGCUACACAGGUCCUGUACAGCCCCUCGAGCAACGAAGGAUGCAUCUGGCUUUCGAUUUCCUCCAAUGACCAAAAAACCAAGAUGGUGGUGGAGAACAUUAGCAUGCCUCCCUUACCUCUUACCUUUCCAUCAGGUAUGGAUGUAUGCUCAGACAGCGUACAACCUUCACCCGUUUCUCGAACUAUUCGAAUUCUACACAUACCCUUUUCUCAUGGCAAUUGGUAGCUUACCUAGAUGGUCUCUCAUAGCAUACUUCUUGAUUGCAUAUCUUACAAUUGUGAGGAGAAAAGAAUGGCCUCAUUUCUUCAGAUUUCAUGUUGCGGUCGGAAUGCUACUCGAGAUAGCGCUGCAGGUUACAGGAAUUGUGAGCCGUUGGAUGCCACUGUCGUGGUACUGGGGGAAAUUCGGAAUGCAUUUCUGGACUACUGCGUUUUUUCUUUUCCUCUUCACUACCAUAGAGUGCAUAAGGUGCGCCCUUGUUGGCAUGUAUGCCGAUAUCCCUUUUUUCUGCGAUGCAGCCUAUAUCCAAAUCCCAUAUGAAUAAGAGGGAAUAUGUUAAGAAAGUUUACCUGUUGUACUUUUUGUUGAGCUGAACUGAAGAAUGAUUAAUCAGUUUGUUGUUGUUGUUUAUAUCAAAAUAGUAUCUAUUUGAUAGUUAUAUAUUGGAUCAAGUUUAUCUGUAUUCUCGGGAUUCAAUCUAUAUAUGUGUGUAUGUGGUGUUUGUUAAUACCUUUCACAGUA
Molecule: messenger RNA, 1162 nt
Organism: Cicer arietinum (chickpea)
Lineage: Eukaryota; Viridiplantae; Streptophyta; Magnoliopsida; Fabales; Fabaceae
Product: protein TIC 20, chloroplastic
Source: RefSeq, a predicted model, not a curated record